This is a messenger RNA of Symsagittifera roscoffensis, 20478 nucleotides long. Its product is annotated as titin-like. Bases 49 to 20478 code for a protein of 6809 amino acids. Lineage: Eukaryota; Metazoa; Xenacoelomorpha; Acoela; Convolutidae. The record is from RefSeq and is a predicted model, not a curated record. The transcript is spliced from 38 exons.
ACCGAGGCUGAAAUAGCUUUAGACGUUGAACAACGCAGUGACAGUGAAAUGGACUUCGUUGUCGAAACAACUGAAGAUUUUGAUGACGCAAAAACUUCAGAGGUCAAACUGACAAUCGAGCAGGAGACCGAAGAUGCAGAUUUGGUUGUUAGUUUCCAGGAAGAAGAUAAAGAAUCUACACGUGAAGUGAGAGAAGAGGUCGUUGAAUUUAACGAAGAAGAAACUGUGCCAGAUCAAACUUUGCUCAUCAAGGAAUCAGUCACAGAAACCGCAUCUUCUGAAGUCAUCGAAACAUAUACUGAAGAAGAGCAAAUCCAGACUAAUGUUACCGAGUCUACUGAGGAAUCUAUUUCGAAGGAAGCUGUAGAAAUCGCACAAUUGGAGAGCGAACAAAUUGAUGUUCAGUUCGAAUUUGAGUCGACCAGUGAUGACGUUGUUUUGUCGGUAGAUGUUGCUGAGUACGAGAAAGAAGAGACUUCUAGCCAGAAAGUUCUGAUCAGUGCUGUGGAAGAGGAAAGCGAAUUUUCCGGAGAAACUGUUGAGACCACUAAAGUUGACGAAUCUGCUUCUGCUGAGAUCACAACUGACGUUCUAGAAUCUUCUGUUGAUGAGGUUGUUACAAGCCUUGUUACUGAAUCUGAAACCGAAGAUGUAAUCAAGGAGACAACUCAACUUGAGAUCAGCACAGAGGAAAAUGUCGACAUUUCUGUUGAAAUUGAAGACAAAGAAAGAAACAUUAGCGUUUCCGAAACCGUGGAAGCAUCUGAGAAGGAAACAAGUGUUUCUACAACGGAAUUCUUCAAAGAAGAAAAUUUUGUUGUGAAACAAGAUGAAACUGUGUCAGAAUCAGAGGGAGAAAAACUUAACAUCGAAAUAGCUGCUGAGGAAAAAGAAAGUGAUAUUGAUGUUGCUUUGUCGGAAUCUGAAGCUUCUUCAAGCGAUGUCAACGUCGCAUUGGACAUUCUGGAAAGCGACAAGAGUGAAAUUGACUUCGUUGUUGAUACCACAGAGGAAUCCGAGGUCAACCAGGCAUCUGAGGUCAAACUAAGUAUUACACAGGAGACAGAAGAUGUCGAUAUGUCGAUGGAAAUAAAGGAGGAGAAUGUUGAAAAUGUCGAAGAAUUGUCUGUGGAAGCCGUUGAGCAAGAAGAGUUCGCGGUCAAAGAAGAAGAGUCUACUAUCGAACUGGAGUCUAAGCAAAUUGAAAUCGCUAUCACUGCAGAAGAAAAGGCGGAAAGUGAUCUAGACAUUGCUCUGUCGGAGUCUGAUGCAUCUCAGACUAAAGAUGAAAUUCAGCUUGAUCUUGAGAGUGAAGUGGACUUUGUAGUCGACACUGAAGAAACGUCUGAGUCUAAUGAGACCACGGAGGUCAAAUUGAGUAUCACACAGGAGACAGAAGAUGCUAAUCUCUCAAUGGAAUUCAAGGAAGAAAAUGUUGAAAAUAUUGAGCAAUUAUCUGUAGAAGCUACCUCGCAAGAAACUACACACGAGCAGGAGACGCAGCAAGUUAACAUUGAAAUAACUCAAGACGAGAAAGAAGAGGAUGCCUUUGAUGUUACUCUAUCGGAAUCAGAUGCAACCCAAAUUGAGGCAGAAGUUGCUCUGGAUGUUGAACAGGGUAGUGGCAGUGAAUUAGACUUCGUUGUUGACACAACUGAAGAAUCAACAGAAUCAAAAACUUCAGAGGUGAAGAUGACAAUCGAGCAAGAGGCCGAAGAUGCAGAUGUUGUCAUUGGAUUCCAAGAAGAGAAUGUGGAAGCGACUCAAGAGUUAUCUAUUAAAGAGUCCAAGUCUGAGGAAGAGUUGAUCAUUAACGAAGAUGUUUCUACUUCCCAUGAGACGAAUCAGUUUGAUAUCGCUGUUGCGGCAGAUGAAAAAGAAGAAGACUUAGAAGUGGCUUUCUCAGAAUCUGACGCUUCUCAGAGCCAAGAGGACAUCCAGUUACAACUGGACGAAAGCGACAAGAGCGAAAUUGAUUUUUCAGUAGUCGCUACUGAAGAAACAGAGCACAGCGAGACUUCAGGCAUCAAAAUGAGCAUCAAUCAGGAAAGCGAAGAUGCAGAUGUCGUGAUUGGUGUCCGAGAAGUUAGCGAGAUUUCCGAACGAACCACAAUUGAAGCGACGCUAAACGAAAAUGCAGAUGUCAACGAAGAAGAACUGAAUUCCGAUUCUUUUUCAAAAAUAGAAGCUUCGGCUCAAGAGGAACAAACGACAAUCGCAUCAAACGAAUCUGAGGUAGCUUCUGAUAAAAUAAACGAGGUCGUUACUGAUGACCAAUUGGAAGCUAACGAAGAUGCAGUUGAAACUCUGGAAUCUGUAGACAUCAUUGCGACAACUGAAUCCGAAAUAUCGCAAACCUCGUUUGACACUGUUGUCGAAGCCGUCGAAAUUGAAACCUCGAUGAAAGAUGAAAUCAACGUUGAUUUCAGCACCGAGCAAGAAACAAAAGAUAUUUCGGGAUCAAUUACCCUGCAGAUUCAUGAAAACACAUCUGAAACUGAGCUCGAGGUUCUCAAAAACAAUCAGCUCGAAUCGGUAAAUCUUGAAACAUCUUCACAUGAAGUUGAAACUGAACACAUGAGCAUUGAGAUCGGUACCGAAGAAAAAGCAGAUAGUGAUUUGGAUAUCGCAUUAUCAGAGUCAGAUGCUUCUCAGACUCAAGAAGACAUUCAGCUGGACCUCGAAAGCGACAAGAGUGAAGUAGACUUUGUAGUUGACACCACAGAGGAUUCCGAGUUCGCUCAGACAUCUGAGGUCAAGCUGAGCAUCACACAAGAGACAGAAGAUAGCGAAAUUUCAAUGGAAAUCAAGGAAGAGAAUGUAGAAAACGUCGAAGAAUUGUCUGUAGAAGCUGUCGAACAAGAAGAAUUCACGGUAAAGGAAGAAGAAUCCGCUCUCGAAGAUGAGUCUAAAAUUGAAGUUGCUAUCACUGCAGAGGAAAAAGCGGAAAGUGAUAUAGAUAUAGCUCUUUCAGAAACAGACGUAUCUUAUACUCAAGAGCAAAUUCAGGUGGAUCUCGAAAGUGAUAAGAGUGAAAUUGAUUUUGUAGUUGACAUAAAUGAAGACUCUGAAGUCAAUCGGUCCUCAGAAGUAAAACUGAGCAUACGCCAGGAUUCCGAGGACAAGGAUAUUGCCAUUGGGUUUGAAGAAGAAAGACUUGAUGCUGUUGAACAAAUCUCAGUUGAAGCUGGAGAGCAAGAAGAGCUUGUGAUAAAAGAGGAUGAAUCAUCUGUUGAAAAUGAAUCAAAGCAAAUUGAAAUAGCAAUUUCUGCUGACGAAAAGGCAGGAAGUGACCUAGACAUUGAUCUGUCAGAGUCAAACGCGUCUCAAUUUGAUGAAGAAUUUCAGCUGGAUAUCGAAAGUGACAAAAGCGAAAUUGACUUUGUCGUUGACACUACUGAGGAUUCAGAGGUCAAUAAAACUUCAGAGGUCAAGCUAAGCAUAAGACAGGAGUCUGAGGACGCCGAUGUUGCCAUCGGGUUUGAAGAAGAAAACGUAGAAAAUUUCCAGAAAAUUAACAUCGAAGCUGGAGGAAAGGAGGAGUUUCUUAUCAAAGAUGAAGAAACUUCUACGGAACAGGGAUCGAAUCAAAUCGACGUAACAAUCACUGGCGAGGAAAAAGCGGAAAGUGAUCAAGACAUUGCUCUGUCAGAGUCAGACGCAUCUGAAACUCGUGAAGAAGUUCAGCUGGACAUUGAGAGUGACAAAAGUGAAGUUGAAUUUGUCGUUGACACCACUGAGGAUUCAGAUGUCAAUAAAACUUUAGAGGUCAAACUGAGCAUUCGACAGGAAUCUGAAGAAGCCGAUGUUGCCAUCGGGAUCGAAGAAGAAAAUGUUGAAAAUAUUCAGAAAAUCAGCAUCGAAGCUGGAGGAGAGGAGGAGUUUGCUAUCAAAGAUGAAGAGUCUUCGAUGGAGCAGGAACCUAAGCUAAUUGACGUAACAAUCACUGGCGAGGAAAAAGUUGAAAGUGAUUUGGUCAUUGCUCUGUCAGAGUCGGACGCUUCUCAGAGUCAAGAAGAUAUCCAGAUUGAAUUGGAGAGUGACAAAAGCGAAGUGGAAGUUGUUUUUGAUUCGACUGAAGAACUCGAUGAAAAGAAAACUUCGGAGUUCAAAGUCUCGAUUGAGCAAGAGAGCCAAGAUGCAGAGUUUGUCGUUGGGGUUGCAGAGCAAUCAGAGAGCUACGAACAGGUUUCCGUCGAAGCUUCCGAAGUCCAGCAACUGGAUGUCGAGAAGGAAGGAGCAUCUGUCGAAUUUGAGGCUCAAGAAAUUGACAUUGCCAUCACUGCCGACGAAAAAGCAGAAAGUGAUUUGGACAUCGCUCUGUCUGAAUCUGACGCAUCCCAGGCUGAGGAGGACAUCAAGCUAGAACUAGAAAGUGACAAAAGUGACGCGGACUUCGUCGUCGACACCACAGAAGAUUCAGAGGUCAACCAGUCCUCGGAGGUCAAACUGAGCAUUACACAGGAGACUGAAGACGCGGAUGUCGUCAUUGGAUUCGAAGAAGAAAAUCAAGAGGUCAAAGAACUGUCGGUUGCAGAAGUGGACGAAAAUGAGUCAGCUGUUGUUGACGAAGAGUCUGCCACUUAUGAAGAUGGCAGUCAGAUUGAAGUGCAGCUGACGUCUGAAGAGAAAGACUCCCUUCUUGCUGCUGAGGUUCAAAUGGUCGAAGUGGACGAGACAGAACAAGAGUCAUUCAGUUUAGAAGUUGAAGCCGAACAAUCAACUUCUGCCAUCAGUGUGAGCGAGCCCGUUUUGGACGAGUACGAAGAAAAUAUUCGCUACAUGAUAUCGCUCCAACGGACACUUGUCGAAGAUAUCGAACAGCGAAGGAUACUGCAAUCAACAUUCGCUGAAGACUACGCACAACCUUCCUGUUCUUAUGAGGUUACCGAAAAGCUCACAGAGCAGGCGUCUCGUGAAACCGAAAACGAAGUCGUAGAAGUCGCCCAGGAUUCUGAAGAGACAACUGUCGAGGUUGAAGUUGAAGUAACAAGCGAAGAAGCGCCCAAAAAUUUCAAAACUGCGGAAGACGAACUGGAGAAUCUGCGAUUCAUUUGCGAGCAGUCUGAGCUUCCCGAGAUUGUUGUUGAAAACGACUCAGAGAGUAAUGAAGACAUUUUGGCCAUGACUAAAAAGGACGAUUUCGAUCCCCUCGAGUGUCUGAAUUACAAUGUAGAUUUCAUUCGAACUAAUUCUACCACUAGUUCGCGCGGUGCAAGCACGAAUAAUGAGACAUCAUACCUCUCGGAUAUGUGGAAUUCGCUGCUAGACCGAGUCGAUGACGUUCAGAGCCGACUGCGACGUCACACGUGGCACGAAGAACCGGAAGAUGAUGAGCCAGUGGUUGAAGAGACUAAAACUGAGAAGAAGUCGCGGCCGAGGCCAAAAAGUGAGAUGGUCGAUGUCGACGAUUCUGUUUUCGAUGCCCUGGAGCGCGAGGACGAGGCAGAAGGAGGAUCGGACGAGACCCUCUUCGAUUUGAAUGAGUUCGGAAACUUCGAUGAAUUACCUGAUACAAUCACAAUGAGAAGCCGAACGGAGGAAGAUGACUCGAUUUUAGAUUUUCUUCUGAAGCAAGAAGAUAAAGAGACAAGAACAACUGAAGUUACACAAUUGGAACAAGCCGACCGUUGCUCGUCAGAAUCUGCCGGAGGAAGUUUGGACAAAAUCGACGAGUGCGCCAAAACGGUAACGGAUGUUGACCUCACAAAGAAUGUCUACGACUCUUUUGCUCAGAGUGAUAUAAGAGUAAACUACGCUUCGCAAUCUGCUCUUUCGGAAAUUUCUCUAGACUCUGAUAAGUCUAUCAAAGAAUCGUUCGUGACUGAACCAGCGGUUUUCACAGAUUUUGAGUCAAAGAGUGUGGCUGAUUCAAGCGAUGUGAUCGGUUUUGCGAUCUCUACUGAAAAUGAGGAGACAUCAGAAAGCUUCAAAGUUUCAGAAGUCAAAGCAGCCACAGAAGUAGAAGUGGAACUAACCGUAAAACAUGAUUCUGACUCGGCUGAAAUGUUUGCCCCUGAAAUUAAGGAAGAAUCAAUCUUGGCAGUGGAAAGCAGUGCCGAUGAUUCAGUCGAUAACUCGCAAGUUUCCAUCUCGAUUGAUCAACUUGAAACGGAAACUGACUUCGGAGGUUCGAUCGCAAUUUCGGAAACAGGACAGAACGAAGAUUUUGUUUUAUCUGUUGAUCAAAUUGAAUCGGAAGAGAUUGCCGAGAAAGACACUGUAAUUGCUGCAUCUUUAAACGUCGAAGAAGAAUCUUCAACUAACGAACACGCCGUCGACAUAGAAACUCAUGAGCAAAACAUAGACACCGCAGUUGAGUUCUCUGAAGAAAGUUUGAGUUCAGAUGAAAAUAUUCUGGUCGAACUCUCAGGUUCUUCUGAAGCGGUCAAAAACAGCAACGAAAUUUCCUUGGAAAUAACUGAAGAAGACUCACCUGUUUUUGUAAAUGUCAGUAAAAACUCUGAAGAAAGUACGGAAAAAUCACCUCAAGUGAUUGAAAUUGCAACAGGGGAGGAAGAAAUUUUGCAGAUUUCAAAACUGGAAUCAGAAACCAUCGCUCUUAGUGAACAAUCUCAAAUAACAGUUGAGACAGCAGAUGAAACAACCGAGACCCAACUAGACUUCAGUGAAAGUAAACAUAGCUCUGAUGAGAAUCUCACUGUGAACGUUGAUGAUAGUUCAAUCGGAGCCGAAGUCAGUGAAGACAUUUUUCUUGAAUCAAUGGAAGAGGAGUCACCAGUAUCGUUUCAGUUGUCCGCAGCUACAGAAGAAAGCACAGCUACUACAACUGAAAAAACCGAAGUAGAAGUUGCAACUGGAGAUGAGGAAACUGUUGAGAUGUCAGCUUUGCAAUCCAGUUCUGAAGAUACAGAAGAAACUUCCUCUGAAGCGAUCACUGUUUUCCUAAGUCCUAUAGCUGACGAGAUUGCUCAGCAGGAAAAAGAUUCUGUUAUCUUAAGUAAAGAUAUUGAGCAAACUGAAGUGCUGCAAUUUAGCACCAACGAAAAUGAAUGCCAUGCUGAGGAAGUGUUAGAAAAAACAGUCGAUCUAGAGUCAAAAAAUGCUGCGCAUACUCUAACCGAAGAAAUCGAUAAUGAAGUUUCAGUUCAAGAGUUCUCCAGCAAGGUGAAAGAGGAAAUUAGCGAGGUUGCGUCUGAGUCUCAUGAGAAAACUGUCGUUUUUGAGCAACAAAAGGUUGAUUAUUCGACAACGGUUCUAUCCACCGAAGAAGUGGCAACGGUAGAAACAACAGAUAUAGAAAGAAAUCAAAUGAUAGCUGUUUCAACAGCUGAAGCAGAAUCAACUUUUGUUGUAGAAAACUCCGAAAUCAGUGUUGAGGUUGAGGAUGAAACAACUGAGAUCCAACUAGACUUCAGUGAGCGUAAACGUAGCUCUGAUGAAAAUCUCACUGUAAGCGUUGAUGAAAAUUCUGUCGGAGUUGUUGCCAGUGACGCCAUUUACCUUGAAUCAAUGGAAGAGGAGUCACCAGUAUCGUUUCAGUUGUCUGAAACUAGAGAAGAAAGUACUGAAACUACAACUGAAAAAACCGAAGUUGAAGUUGCCACUGCAGAUGAUGAAGUUGUUGAGAUUUCUGCUUUGCAAUCCAGUUCUGAAGAUGCCGAGGAAAGUCUUUAUGAAGCUAUCGCUGUGUUGCAAAGUCCUUCGAAUGAUGAAGCUGUGCAAAAAGAAGAUGAAUCUGUUGUUUUGGGCGAAUAUGUUCAGCAAACUGAAACGCUUCAGUUUACCACCAGUGAAAGUGAAAGUCAUACUGAGGAAGCAGUACAGGAUACUGUCGAUUUGGAUGCAAUAGCUGCGAGGCAAAUUCUAACUGAAGAAAUUGCUAGCGAAGUUUCAGUCCAAGAGUUCUUGAACAAGGUGGACGAGGAAAUCAGUGACAUUGCCUCCGAAUCCCACGAGAAAGUUGUCAGAUUUGAGCAACAAAAUGUUGAGUCUUCGACAACAGCUCAAUCCACCGAAGAAGCAGCAACCGAAGAAGCAACUGAUAUAAAAAGAAGUGACUUGAUAACUGUGUCAACAGCUGAAUCAGAAUCAGCUGAUAUUGCAGAAAACUCUGAAAUCACUGUUGACGUUGAAGAUGAAACGAACGAGACGCAACUUGACUUCAGUGAAAGCAAACAUAGCUCUGAUGAAAAUCUCGUCGUGAACCUUGAAGAUAGUUCUACUGGAAUUGAAAUCAGUGAAGACGUUUGCCUUGAAUCAAUGAAAGAGAAGUCACCAGUAUCAUUCCAGUUGUCUGAAACUAGAGAAGAAAGUACUGAAACUACAACUGAAAAAACCGAAGUUGAAGUUGCCACUGGAGAUGAUGAAGUUGUUGAGAUUUUUGCUUUGCAAUCCAGUUCUGAAGAUACCGAGGAAAGUCUUUAUGAAGCUAUCGCUGUGUUGCAAAGUCCUUCGAAUGAUGAAGCUGUGCAAAAAGAAGAUGAAUCUGUUGUUUUGGGCGAAUAUGUUCAGCAAACUGAAACGCUUCAGUUUACCACCAGUGAAAAUGAAAGUCAUACUGAGGAAGCAGUACAGAAUACUGUCGAUCUGGAUGCAAUAGAUGCGCGGCAAGUUCUAACCGAUGAAAUCGUUAGCGAAGUUUCUGUCCAAGAGUUCUUGAGCAAGGCGGAAGAGGAAAUCAGUGAGGUUGCCUCCGAAUCCCACGAGAAAGUUGUCAGAUUUGAGCAACAAAAUGUUGAGUCUUCGACAACGGCUCAAUCCACCGAAGAAGCUGCAACUGAAGAAGCAACUGAUAUAAGAAGAAGUGAAUUGAUAACUGUUUCAACAGCUGAAUCAGAAUCAGCUGAUAUUGCAGAAAACUCUGAAAUCACUGUUGACGUUGAAGAUGAAACGAACGAGACGCAACUUGACUUCAGUGAAAGCAAACAUAGCUCUGAUGAAAAUCUCAUUGUGAACAUCGAUGAUAGUUCUACUGGAAAUGAAAUCAGUGAAGACGUUUACAUUGAAUCAGUGGAAGAUGAAUCACCAAUGUCUGUGCAAUUGUCUGAAGCGGUAGAAGAAAGCGUCGAUACUACAUUUGAAAAAACCGAAGUAGAAGUUGCAACUGGAGAUGAGGAAACUGUUGAGAUUGCAGCUUUGCAAUCCAGUUCUGAUGAUACCGAAGAAAGUUCCUCCGAAGCUAUCACUGUUUUCCGAAGUCCUGUAAUUGACGAAGUUGCUCAAAAGGAAAAUGAUUCUGUUAUCUUGAGUAACGAUGUUGAGCAAACUGAAACGCUUCAGUUUAGCGUCAGUGAAAGCGAAAGUCAUACUGAGGAGGCAGUACAAAAAACCUUCGAUCUAGAGUCAUUGAAUGCUGUGCCCAUGCUAACCGAAGAACUCAAAAACGAAGUGUCAUCCCAUGACGUCUCGAGCAAAGUGGAAGAGGAAGUCAGUGAGACUGUCUCUGAGUCGCAUGAGAAAGUUAUGACAUUCGAGCAGCAAAAUGUUGAUUCUUUGACAACUGUUCAAUCCACCGAAGAAGCAGCAACUGCAGAAUCAGCAACUAUAAAAAGAACUGAAAUGAUAACUGUAUCAACAGCUGAAUCGGAAUCGAUUGAUAUUAAAGAAGGAUCCGACAUUACUGUUGAGGUUGAAGAUGAAACUAACGUAGUUCAAUUGGGCUUCAGUGAGUCUCAAUUGAGUUCGAAUGAAGAUGUUUUGGUUAGCGUUGAUAAUGAAUCAAUUGAAAAAGAACCUUUACAAGAAAUCUAUUUAGAAACAUUGCAAGAGGAGGCACCAAAGUCUCUGUUUCUUUCGGAAUCGAUUGAGGAAAGCGCUCAUAGUACAUCUGAGAAAACAGAGAUCGAGGUUGAAACCAGCUCGAAGGACAACCUUGAGGUGACGCAUUUGGACGUUAAUGACACUACAGUGGAUAGCUCUGAAAGUGUAAUAUUUGAAACGCAAACAGAAGAAGAGACGUCAAUGGAUCAGGUUGUAAUGGAGGAGUCGGCACCAAAGGAGACUUCAACUAUCAUGAUCGAUGUUGACGAGGAAGAGUCAAAAGAAAGGGAGAUUUGCAGUAUUUCAGUUGAAGAGCUACAAUUCGAAGAUUUAGAAUUGGUACACGAACAAUCCGAAGUAUUCGAGGAAACUCCUGGAUCGCUUACCCAAAAAACUGAAGCGCCAGUAGAACAGCCGGAGUCGAAAGAAGUAGAAUCAACUUUGAGUUGUGCUUCAUCAGUGCAGGCGCUCAAGCUCUCAGAGAAUGAAGUGUUCGACAAUUCUGUGGUAAUUGUAUCGCAGUUAAACAACUGUUGCAGGCUGGCCAAAGACCUCACAGAAGACGAUAUCUUGUUUGAGCUUCUAAAGUUUGCCAACGAUAAUGAAAAAACAGACGCGGGCAAGAGGCUCUGUAAGUUAGUUUUGUCGUUGACCCACGACAUCAACACGUUAAGUGACGUAAUGGGAAGCGAUAACUUCUGCUUUGACACGGAAGAACAGGAUUUCCUGGUGUCCUAUUUAAACUCUAUUGCUACUGAGCUUUCCGAAAUCUUGGAAUCAGAAGACAUCAAGACUCUCUUUAGGCAGUUUGGUAUCAACGAGCCUAAAAAAUUGACGAAACUGGAGUUCGACAUUCACAGUUUAGUUUCCGCCGUGUUCGCAGUAUUGUCUUCCGUUGAAGAUACGUUUGGACCGUCGGUGAAUAGUCACAACUCUUUAGAACAACUGUUCGAGCUCCAGGAACAAAUGAUUGACCUUUCACUCUCUCUCAGUUUGAUUGACAAAACGGACGCUGAUGACAAUUCUGUUGUCGAAAUGCAGGUCGAACUGGAAGAAGUGAUUAACAAAAUUGUCAAGUUUGUUCAUGAAGACUCCGAAAAUGUACUUGGUUUGAGCUUCGACUUGAAAGCAGCAGUUAGCGAAUUGUAUGUGGAACCGUUGAAGGUAUUAACGAACAGACUCAGAAUCCGCGGCCGAUCAAGAAAAUCGAAGAAACAAGUGCAUUUCAACUCUUUCGACGAAGUCUUCCCCGAAACUGAAAGCGAAGAAGACAGCUUUUUGCGGUACGAUUCUGAGGACGACGAAGAUGACAGUGGAAGCAUCGUCGGCUCAGACACCGAGCAGGAGUACUGUGUCUCGGGCGUGGAUUACGACAUACUUCAUGAAGAAACAAUUGACGCUCAGGCUAACAUCGCAUUCGCCAUUCAAGAAGAGGAAGAGCCCCAAAGUUCACCUGAGGUCAUUCAGUUGGACGAGAAGGCUGAUGUUGCCGAGCUGGUCACCGAAGAGAAAGUACCAGACGAAGAUCUGGAGAGUGCCGAGGAAAAUGUUAAAGAGAUCAACACCAAUGAUUUGAAAGACUUGCCUGCCAACGAAAAUGCAAAGGAACCCGAAAUUAAAGAAAUUCCUGAUGAGCUUUCAGAAUUGCUUGACACAAAAUUAGACGAGGUGAAAUCGGAUGAGGUCAUAGAUGUCGUUGUAGCAUCCGAUUCAGAAACAAUUGAUGACACCGAAAUUGUUGUCGGUAGCGUAUCUGAAGUGAAAGACGAAGCUACUCUUCUGGAAGUCGACUCAGUCGAUGCAUCAAGCGUCGCCUUUGUCAGAUCAGAGCCGGAAGAAAUUGUCAUUGCUUCAGUAUCUGAAGUCGAACAACAAGAAAACGACACAACUCAGGAAGACUUGCGUGUUGAACUUGACGAAGAAACUAAAGAUGAGACUGUUGUUUUGGACGCAAAUGUCACAAUGCAACUGGACGAAACGAAUAAUGAAACAACGGUUGUUGAAAUCGAAGAAGGAUCUGUAGACGUGAAUGAAGUUCAGCAGGAGAUUGCAGUAUCGUUGGUGGACGAUGAAGAGACACUAGGUGACGAAACAUAUGACGUCAGCGUCAUGGAAACUUCACAACUGGAAGAGACUGAUGCGAAAGUCGAAACCACUGAGGUGUCAGUUGAAGAAAUGACAUCCGAGGAAAUUUCACCAGUAUUCGAUGUCGAUGUUAAAGUGGACUUGGAAAGUCAAGAUGUCUCGAAUGAAUUUGCGAAACCAGCAGUUGCCGAAGUUGUGAGCGCAGUUGAAGAUGCAACCUCGGUCGAAAUAUCAGAGGCUACUGAGUCUAUUUUGACUGAGGAGUUGGAAUAUGUUGCGGUAGCAGUCGAGGAAUCGGAGAAUUCCGACGCUCCUGAAAGUUCAUUUGUACAAACCAAAGUGCACUUUGAGGAAUCAUUGAAGGUCGAAGAGUCGGUAUCUGAAAUCGACGUUGAAUCUCCAGUGUUACCGAUUGAUGUAACCAGUGAUGAAACUUUGGAGGAACCGACUGUUCUCUUCGGCGAAGAGACCGAUGUACAGGAAAAACCAGCCACUGAUCAUGAAAUUAACUUCGAAGAAGUAUCUGAAUCAGAAAACGUGGAAAUAAAUGUAACGACCGACGAGGAAGAAAAAGUACCCGAGGAAACUCAAGAAAUUGAGGUUUCAUCAAUUGACUCUACAGAGUCGAAAGCUGUCGUCGACGAUAAUGGACACGUUGCUGCUGACAUCAUACUUGCUUCGGUGUCGGAAGAAAGCGAGGAAAUAGUUUCUGAUACGAUAGUCUCGGUCCAAGAUGAAAGUGUCCAGGAGAAGACGAUUGAUAUUGAAACUCAAGAAGAGUCAUUUGAAGAACUUACAGACAUCCAAAUUGAUGAAGUUCCAAUCGAAGAAGCAAUUGCUGAACACGAAGAUGAAAACAAUGAAGAUGAAGUAGACGAUGAAACUGAGAGAUCCGAAGUCAAAGAUACUCAGAAAGAGCGAAAGGAUGUUGAAGCUCUUGUCGAAAAAGAUGAAAUCACGAUUUCGCAGGACUGCACGACUGAAGAAGCAACAAUUGUCGCCUCAACGUCAAGUGCAGUGUUUGAAGCAGGUGAAAAGUCUUAUGUAGAGAUUGAGUUCUCAGUUCCAUUUGAACUCACCCAGGAGCAGCUGACUUCCAAAGAUGCGUCCGUGUUUCUGGAAGCCGGAGAAGACGACAGUAAAACGGCUCUGGAUUUGACCUCAGUUGAAGUCGAUUAUGAGCCCCAAGAGAAUUACACAAAAGUCAUAGUUGCCUUGACCUCACCGGAUGGCCAUGAAGUCAAACCUGGAGUGGUUGUUUUGAACGUGGAAUCUGCGCAACACGAACAUCAACAUAGAGUCAACAUCGUUCCUGGAAUUGAUUCAGAUUGGGAACCUAUCAAAGAAAGCAAAGAUGACCAGAUUGUAUCAGUUGCAGAAGGACAUCCGGUCACAAUCCAGUUCUCAGUCCCGUUUUUGGUCCAGCACGACAUCCAAUCCGAUUCUCCUUCCAACUACUCAGUCGUGACGACACGUGAAGACAAAACCGGGAAAGCAGUCGUGAAUCUGAAAUGGGGCGUGAAAUCGGACACCGAGAAAAAUUGCACGGUUUUUACUGCCACGCUUGACGAAUUGUCAACUGAAGAGUGUGGAAACUAUUUUGUCUCUGUGACUGCUGAAAAACAACAGCAUACACAUGUUUUGGCGAUCGAUGUUGUCGAACCACAAUACACCAGGUCUGACGUGACUAUCAAAAUCAAAGAAAAGGAAGAAAAAACUCUUUCUGUCGAAACAUACGCUCCGGUUCCGUUCCUGUCAGAAAUCAAGAGCAGCGAAGACAUUACGGUCAGUUUUGUUGAAUCGGAACAAUCUGUCAAUGAAGAAAACUCAUCGUCAUUGGCAGCGCUUGUCAACUGGAAAGUAACAGGCGAAUCAGAAGAUGAUUCUUCGAAGCCUCAAGUGUUUUGUCAGUUUGAACUGGAUUCCGAGAAAGUGUUUGAAAUGAAAGAAUUGCCAGUUUUGGAAGUCAACGUUUCAACCAAAGAUGGGACCAGAAAGCACUCACACGCUACCGUUCUUGAAAUGGACACUCCUGAGCCCAUAUUCACCGAAGAAUCUGUAACUGUGCUGAAUCAUUCUUCAUGCUCGCUCAAAUUUGAUGUACCCGAGAACGUGAUUCAAGUGGUUGAGAAAUGCAAACUGGAUUGUGCUUAUGAAGAUCAGCCUAUCGAAUCCUUUAAGAUUCAGAAGCCUAAUGAAUCCAAAGAAGGUGAAGACGAACCGGUUAUCGUGCAUAAAGAAUUCGAAGAAGUUGACAUUGGAGACAGCGGUGUUUACACAAUCACCAUGCAAUAUAAGAGACAGAAAUAUAUUCACAAAAUAGUUUUGGAAGUCGUUGAGCCUCAGUACACAACAUCUGAAACAUUGGUCAAGGUCGAUGGGAGUGAGAUUGAUGACAGCAAAUCACUCACAAUUGAAACUAGAGCUUCAGUUCCAUUCCUGUUUGAUUUGGAAAACAAGGACGAUAUAAUUGUUUCUUUUACACCUGAGAAGUCGGUUGACGAUAUGGAGUUACCUCUGGCGCAACUUAUCGACUGGAAUAUCUCAGAUUCAGUGGAUGGUUCAUCAAAAGCAUUUAUUUUUUGUCGAUUCGAGUUGGAUUCAGAAAAAGUGUUACAAAUGGAGAACCUACCAGUUUUAGAAGUCAAUAUAAUGAGCAAAGAUGGAAUAAGGAAGCAUUCUCAUGCGACUGCUCUUGAAUUGGAAUUGCCUGAGCCUAUUGUUAUUGAAGAAUCAGUGACAGUGCUGAAGCAUUCUUCAUACUCUCUCAAGGUUGAUGUGCCCGAAAAAAUAACAAGUGUUAUCGACUGCUGUGCAGUCGACUGUGCUUUUGAAGAUUCUCCUAUCGACUCAUUCGAGAUCCGAAAACUACCAGAAGACGUUGAAGUUUCAAGCAAACCUGUUUCCGUUUAUAAAGAGUUCGAAGAGAUUGACAUCGAGAACAGUGGGGUAUACACAGUAACCAUGCAAUAUAAAGGACAGAAGUAUGUUCACAAGAUUGCCUUGGAAGUCGUGGAACCGGAAUAUACGACAUCUGAAGUUGUCGUCAAAGUUGAACAGAUCGACUCUGAAGAACAGCAAAAUGUCACGGUUGAAACUUUGGCUCCUGUUCCAUUCUUGUCUGAAUUAAGUAGCAGGGAAGACCUACUUGUAACUUUCACACCUGAAGAGCAAGAUGAUCCUGAUUCGUUACCUUUGGCAAAACUUGUGAACUGGACGGUUCAAGAACAAAGCGAUAAGGGUUCAAAUCCGGUGAUUUGUUGCAACUUUGAGCUGGAUUCGGAAAGAGUGAUGGAAAUGGAUCAGCUGCCAGUUUUGGAGCUUAAUGUAUCUACCAAAGAUGGGCUGAAAAAGCACUCGCACUCGACUGUUCUUCAGAUGGAUGAGCCGGAGCCCAUUGUGACCGAGGAAUCUGUGACAAUUGUGAAGCACUCUUCGUACUUGCUCAAAUUCGAUGUACCCGAGAAAGUUAAAAACAUCGAAAAAGUUAAACUGGACUUCGUGCACGAUGACAAGCCUAUCGACUCGUUCGAAGUUGACUCUCCGUCUGAGGAUAAAACUGAGUCCAAGCCUGUAUUAGUCCAUAAAGAGUUGGAAUUUGUCGAAAAUGAAGACAGCGGUGUGUACACAAUUUCGAUGACAUACAACAGGCAAAAAUACAUCCACAUGAUUGCCUUGGAAGUUGUUGAACCUGAAUACACCAAGUCUGAAACUGUUGUCAGCAUUGAUGAGAGCGAAACAACAGAACCAAAGACUCUAACGAUUGAAACGUCAGCACUGGUACCCUUCCUGGCAAAUCAAGAAGAACAAAACAUCGUUGUUUCUUUUACGCCAGUUGAGUCUGCGAACAAAGAGGCAUCACCAGUAGCCCGACUUGUCGACUGGUGUGUAACAGAACCAGCAACUGAGUCAUCGGAUGCUGUUAUCUGCUGCAAAAUUGAGCUGGAGUCCGAGCCGCUUUUUGAAUUGGGUCAGUUACCGGUGUUAGAAGUGAAAGUUUCCACCAAAGAUGGUUUGCAGAAACAUUUGCACUCAACUGUUCUUAAACUUGAUGAGCCGGAGCCCAUUGUGACUGAGGAGGCUGUGACAGUUGUGAAGCACACUUCGUACUCACUCAAAUUUGAUGCACCCAAGAAAGUUAAAAACAUCGAAAAAAUUAAACUAGACUUCGUCCACGAUGACAAGACUAUCGACUCGUUCGAAGUUGACUCUCCGUCUGAGGAUAAGCCUGUAUUAGUCCACAAAGAGUUGGAGUUUGUGGAAAACGAAGACAGCGGCGUGUACACAAUUUCAAUGACAUACAACAGGCAAAAAUACAUCCACAAGAUUGCCUUGGAAGUCGUUGAACCUGAAUACACCAAGUCUGAAACUGUUGUCAGCAUUGAUGAGAGCGAAACAACAGAAACACAGACUGUAACGAUUGAAACGUCAGCACUGGUACCCUUCCUGGCAAAUCAAGAAGAACAAAACAUCGUUGUUUCUUUUACGCCAGUUGAGUCUGCGAACAAAGAGGCAUCACCAGUAGCCCGACUUGUCGACUGGUGUGUAACAGAACCAGCAACUGAGUCAUCGGAUGCUGCUAUCUGCUGCAAAAUUGAGCUAGAUUCCGAACAGAUUUUUGAAUUGGAUCAGUUGCCGGUGUUAGAAGUGAACGUUUCUACCAAAGAUGGUUUGCAGAAACAUUUGCACUCAACUGUUCUUAAACUUGACGAGCCGAAGCCAAUAGUAUCUGAAGAGUUUCUUACCGUUGUGAAAAACUCCAUGUGCACACUGUCGUUUGAUGUACCCGAAACAUUGAAAGAAGUGGUUGAGAACUGCCUAGUGGAUUUUUCGUUCGAGAAUGAACAUAUCGACACGUUUGAGAUACAAAAACCUUCUGCAGAUAAUCACAAAGAUGAAGACAUGCCUGUUAUUAUACAGAAAGAAUUCGAGGAAGUUGAUUUCGAUAACAAUGGACUUUACACAAUUACUCUACAAUACAAGAAGCAGAAAUAUGUUCACAAGAUCUCUGUAGAAGUCGUUGAACCCGAGUACACAAAAACCGAAACGGUCAUCAUAAUUAAAUGCAGUGAAAUAGAAGAGGGCAAACCAUUUACAGUUGAAACGAUGGCCUCCGUUCCAUUUUUGUCUGAAUUGAAUCAUAAAGAAGACCUAACUGUUUCUUUUAACCCUGAAGAUUCGGUUUCUGGCACUGACUUGCCACUGGCGAGACUCAUCGACUGGAAUGUGACAGAUUCAGACGGUUACUUUUUGAAUCCAAUGCUUUGUUGUCAAUUCGAAAUGGAUUCGGAAAAGGUGUUGAAGUUGGACCAACUACCAAUUUUGGAAGUCAAUGUGACCACUAAGGAUGGUACACGGAAGCAUUUACAUGCGACUGCUCUUGAAUUGGAAUCUCCUGAACCCAUUGUGACCGAGGAGUUGGUGACUGUAGUGAAGCAUUCUUCUUGCUCUCUCAAGUUUGAUGUGCCCGCAAAAAUGACGAAUUUCGGCGAUAAUUGCCAACUUGAUUGUACCUUUAAAGAUAGUCCCAUCGACUCAUUUGAGAUCCAGAAGUCAUCAGAAGACAACUUACAAAACUCGGAGUCGAAAAAAAUUGUCGUACAUAAAGAGUUUGAAGAAAUUGACGUUGAUGAUAGUGGCAUGUACACGAUUUCUUUGCAAUAUAAGCAGCAGAAAUAUAUUCACAAGAUAUCUUUGGAAGUUGUUGAACCUCAAUACACAAAGUCUGAAACUUCCGUCAAGAUCGAUGGCAAUGAAAUAGAGGACAAUCAACCACUCACUAUUGAAACAAUGGCUUCAGUUCCUUUCCUGUUUGAUUUGAAAAACAAAGAUGACAUUGUUGUCUCAUUUACACCUGAGGAUAAUCUUAUCAGUGGUUCAAAACCAUUGGCCCGACUUGUUGACUGGAACCUAACCGAUGCAGAUAGCGAAUCGUCGAUUUCAAUGAUCUGCUGCCGAUUUGAAUUGAAUUCUGAUCGCUUAUUUGAGUUGGAUCAGUUACCAAUACUGGAUGUCAACGUAUCCAUCAAAGAUGGUAUCCAGAAGCACUUGCAUUCGACAAUUCUCGAAAUUGAUGAAUAUAAUCCAAUCGUUACCGAAGAACACGUGACAGUUGUGAAACAUUCUUCUUGUGCACUUAAGUAUGAUGUUCCCGAUAAAGUAAAAUCGGUUAUCGAGAAAUGCGAGCUGGACUACAAGUUCGAAGACAUUAGUAUCGAAGACUUCGAAAUCAAAAAGCUGUCUGGAGAUAAAGUUGAUUCCGAGCCUCUCUUGCUAUACAAAGAGCUUGAAUGUGCCGAGAGCGAAGAUGCUGGUGUUUACACGGUUACUCUUCAGUAUAAGAGACAAAAAUACAUCCACAAGAUUGCAGUAGAUGUUGUUGAGCCCGAGUACACAACGUCAGUUUCUACCGUCAAAAUUGAACGCAGCACAGUAGACGACCAGAGGCCGUUGUCAGUUGAAACAUUGAUUUCAAUUCCAUUCAUGUCUGAACUGGACAAUACAGAAGACAUUGUUGUUUCCUUUACACCUGAGGAGUCUCGCUUGGUUCAACUUGUGGGCUGGAAGUUAACAGAUUCAGGAAUGGAGGAUGAAGCACCAUUGAUUUGUUGCCAGUUUGAGCUGGAUUCUGGAAGAUUGCUCGAAUUGGACCAAAUACCAGUUUUGGAGGUCAACGUAACGACCAAGGACGGAUUAAGAAAGCAUUCGCAUGCCACUACCCUUGAAAUAGAACAUCCGGAGCCUAUCGUGACCGAAGAAACAGUAACAGUCUUAAAACAUACAUCAUAUUCACUCAAGUUUGAUGUGCCUGAAGAAGUGAAACAAGUGAUUGAAAAGUGUAAGCUAGAUUGUACCUUCGAGGAUCAGCCUAUUGAGUCGUUUGAAAUUGAGAAAUCAUCAGCGAAUACUGCCGACUCUAAGGAUGUCUUGGUUCACAAAGACUUUAACAUUGUCGAGACUGAAAACAGUGGAGUGUACACACUUGCAGUGGAAUACAAAAAACAGCAAUAUAUUCAUAAGAUUGUCUUGGAUGUUGUUGAGCCCGAGUACACAGAGUCAGUUUCUACCGUCAAAAUUGAACGCAGCACAGUAGACGACCAGAGGCCGUUGUCAGUUGAAACAAUGAUUUCAAUUCCAUUCAUGUCUGAACUGAACAAUACAGAAGACAUUGUUGUUUCGUUUACACCUGAGGAGUCCCGCUUGGCUCAACUUGUGGACUGGAAGUUAACAGAUUCAGGAAUGGAGGGUGAAGCAACAUUGAUUUAUUGCCAGUUUGAGCUGGAUUCUGGAAAAGUGCUCGAAUUGGACCAACUACCAGUUUUGGAAGUCAACAUAACGACCAAGGACGGAUUAAGAAAGCACUCGCAUGCUACGUCUCUUGAAAUAGAAUAUCCGGAGCCUAUCGUGACCGAAGAAACAGUAACUGUUUUAAAACAUACAUCAUAUUCACUCAAGUUUGAUGUGCCUGAAGAAGUGAAACGAGUGAUUGAAAAGUGUAAGCUAGAUUGUACCUUCGAGGACCAGCCUAUUGAGUCGUUUGAAAUUGAGAAAUCAUCAGCGAAUACUGCCGACUCUAAGGAUGUCUUGGUUCACAAAGACUUUGACAUUGUCGAGACUGAAAACAGUGGAGUGUACACACUUGCAGUGGAAUACAAGAAACAGCAAUAUAUUCAUAAGAUUGUCCUGGAUGUUGUUGAGCCAGAAUACAGCAGUUCCUUCAAUACUGUUACUCUUGAUGUCGUGACGACUGCCGUCAAAACAGAAUUCGAAGUUCCUUUUAUCGUCGACAAAAAAUCAUCAGAUGUUUCUGUAAACGUCAAGCCAAUUUCUGAAGUCUCUAAGGACUCCGAGAAACUGCUGGAGCUGAUUGACUGGACUGUUUCUAACGUGGACUCUGAAUCUAACCGAUGUCUGGUCACCUGUACAUUCAAGGCUGACUCGGAUAAGUUGUUCUUAAUUGAUGAUUUGCCGGUUCUUGAAGUGACAGUCAGCAGCAAAGAUGGAAUCGCGACACACGAAAACGAAACUCACCUGGAAAUUAAAGAAGCGGAACCUGUUGUGACGAGCGAAGAAUUAACAGUUUUGAAAAAUUCUCAAUGUCCGAUUUCUUUCUCACUGUCAAAUGUGGAAAUUGAAGACGAAAGCCAAAUCAAAGUCAGUGUCAGUCACGAUGACAAACCAGUCGACAAAUUUGAAUUCGAAGUCAAGAAAGACGAAAAUGUUGCGGUGUUACAAAAGGUCAUUGAUGAGAUUGAACACGCAGAUGAAGGAUUAUACACAAUCGCAGUGGAAUACAAACACCAGAAAUUUGUUCACAAGAUUUCAGUCGCCGUUGUUGAUCCUGAGUUAACGGAAUCAGAGAAAACUGUGUUAUUGAGCGAAGAAAACACUUGUUUUGAAGUGACGUUCCCCGUUCCCUUCAUCGUUGACAAAGAAACAUUCGAUACAAAUGUUGAAGUCAAAGGCUGCGAUGAAUCACAACUGAGUCUUCAGGAAUGGAACUGCACAGAAGUGAAUGAAGAUUCGGAGAUCUCGUUGGUGAAAUGCGUAUUCAACGUGGACUCGCAUAGCGUCCUUGAAUUGGAUAACUUGCCGGUGGUUGAAGUUACUCUCUCGGACAAGGAGGGUUUCCGAAAACACUCGCUUGUCUGCAACCUUCUUGCCAGAUGA